This is a messenger RNA of Haliotis rufescens (red abalone), 8553 nucleotides long. RefSeq names its product E3 ubiquitin-protein ligase SHPRH-like. Gene Ontology annotation, molecular function: ubiquitin protein ligase activity; ATP-dependent chromatin remodeler activity; ATP binding. Gene Ontology annotation, cellular component: nucleus. Gene Ontology annotation, biological process: protein polyubiquitination; DNA damage response. The record is from RefSeq and is a predicted model, not a curated record. NCBI's taxonomy places the organism in Eukaryota, Metazoa, Mollusca, Gastropoda, Lepetellida, Haliotidae. The coding region runs from base 452 to 6619 and encodes 2055 amino acids. The transcript has 32 exons.
UUUUUGGAUUUAUCGUACAUCAUAACACACGAAAAGUAUGAGUGGUAAUUAGGUAUUAGAAUAGGGGUGUCUUUUUAUUAUGGAACAUGUCACUCUAAAAAAUGACCUCAAACAGAAAGGACUAGUAAAUGCGCACACUAAAACCAGAAUUCGUGUUUGUUACAAUCGGUAUUUUCAACACCGGAAGUAAACAAUCUUUGUGACUCUCUUGAUAAACCCGGUAAAUACAGUGUCAGCAGAAAUAGUAUUUCCCUGUCAUUGAGUAUAUAUGCCAUGAUUAGGAGCUCAACCAGACCCUUUUAUAUUCACAUUUGGCACGAUCGCUACCACUAAGAUAGUAUAAGGACCCAAUGCCAAUGACAAGUUGUAAAGAAAUUUACAGAUGACUCAAAAGAGUUAAAUUUUCCGGGGCCUCAACAAUUCAAAAGUGGUGAAGAUAAGUGUUUUCAUCAUGAGCAAGAGAAAAGGUAAUAUACCCCAGAAAGUUGAUGAAGAAAAGCGAAAAUGUCUCAGCUGGAACAUGAUGGAUGGUGUUGAAGAUCCACAUGGUUCAAGUGCUAUUUUUGGCGAUGGUCAAUCGGAAAUACUGCCACAACAUUCUUUUGAAGAUGGCUUGCCUGAUAUAGCACAAGAAAUAACUCUUGGGAAUGAGGAGAUUUGUGUAAAAGACUCUUUUUCAUACACUGAACACCUAUUUUAUUUCCAUUUGGACUACUGUUCCUUUUUUGUCAGCAUUAUGGACAGAUUACACACCAAAGAUGGCAACUGGUCAUGUGAAAUUGGCAGAUUUGAGCUUCAAGUGCAACCAGAGCCAAGUUGCUUUUCUCUAAUGAAAGGGUUCUUGCCUCAAUGUGAAGAAUGCUGGUUGUAUGUGGCAGAUCCUGGUCACAGAAACAUGUUGUACUUUGAACUUGAUGAUAAUGAUGAGAACUUAAACUCAAAUGGACUUGCGAAAAGGAACAAGAAGUACCCUCAGUUCUGGUUUGCAAGUGUGUCAUUGCCCACAGUGUGCCUGAAGGCUUUGCAGGUCAAGGCAUAUCAGAUGGUACGAGGAAAGUUUGAUCCUGCAAGCAAGGUUCUUGAAGUAAUCAUUUAUGCCAAGGAAACAGUCCUGAUGAAACCACAGUUUCCUAGUGAAAAUAUUCGCCCAAAUAAGAUUACCAGAGCUACAACAGUACUUAUGGGUCACUUCUAUGGCUUUGAACCAGAUUUCAACUUUGAUGGCUUGUCCAGGACCGAAAAAUAUGACUUUGAUAAGUUAUUUGAAGGUGUGAAGAAGUGCCACAUUGAAAGGAUAAAGUCUCUGUGUGUAGACGUGCAGCACCCAUGCCUGAAGCCAGUGUUAAGACAAUAUCAGAGACAGGCUGUGACUUGGAUGCUGAGUCAGGAGAGAUACCAUGAUGGUACAACACCCACUCCUGCACACACAGGACCUGCUUUACAUUUUCUGUAUGCUGAGGUUACAAUGAAGGAUGGGAAAGUUUUGUACUACAACAAACACAAUGGAGUGCUUGUUAUGAAACAACCCCUUAUGAGCAGCUGGCCUCCCGGUGGGCUUCUUGCAGAUGAAAUGGGCCUUGGGAAAACAGUGGAGGUACUCAGCUGUGUUCUCCUGCAUCCUCGCACCAGUCUGCCGCGCCCACAGAAACUGUCUUUCUCAUGUGAUCAGGAGGAGAUCACUACACUGGAACACAGUAAAAUUGGAUUGCACAAUUUUAGGACUGAUCCUCCAUCAGUUGGUUGUCAUCAGGACAACCAGAACACAGAACUGACAUUGGUCACCAUGAGUGACAAUCCUACAUCAGUUGGUAGUCAUCAGGACAACCAGAACACAGAACUGACAUCGGUCACCAUGAGUGACAAUCCUACAUCAGUUGGUAGUCAUCAGGACAACCAGAACACAGAACUGACAUCGGUCACCAUGAGUGACAAUCCUACAUCAGUUGGUAGUCAUUGGGAUAACCAGAACACAGAACUGACAUCGGUCACCAUGAGUGACAAUCCUACAUCAGUUGGUAGUCAUUGGGAUAACCAGAACACAGAACUGACAUCGGUCACCAUGAGUGACAAUCCUACAUCAGUUAGUAGUCAUCAGGACAACCAGAACACAGAACUGACAUUGGUCACCAUGAGUGACAAUCCUACAUCAGUUGGUAGUCAUCAGGACAACCAGAACACAGAACUGACAUCGGUCACCAUGAGUGACAAUCCUACAUCAGUUGGUAGUCAUCAGGACAACCAGAACACAGAACUGACACCGGUCACCAUGAGUGACAAUCCUACAUCAGUUGGUAGUCAUCAGGACAACCAGAACACAGAACUGACAUCGGUCACCAUGAGUGACAAUCCUACAUCAGUUGGUAGUCAUUGGGAUAACCAGAACACAGAACUGACAUCGGUCACCAUGAGUGACAAUCCUACAUCAGUUGGUAGUCAUCAGGACAACCAGAACACAGAACUGACAUCAGUCACAAUGAGUGACAAUCCUCCAUCAGUUGGUAGUCAUCAGUACAUCCAGAACACAGAACUGAUGUCAGGCAUCAGCAGUGGCUGUAUGAAGGCUAUGGAUGAAAAUACGAAACCUAAGGUUCUGGUUUUAUCUACACAUAUCUGUGAAGUUAGUGAACAUGAAAAAGGCAGUAACUCAUCCAUUCACAAUUUAAAGAGCAUGUCAAAUGAAGAUGUGAUUUGUGACAUGAACUGUCAUGAUUCUGGUGCCUUAUCUUCCAAUGAAUCUGAUGUACAAAGCAUUGGGCUGCCAGGACAACCUACAGCAGACAAAGUGUUACGAAGGCGCAAGAACAAAAGGUUAACUUUUGGCAAAAAGAAAAGGAUGAUGAUAACAGCAGAUGUUGCAAGGAAAACUAAAGCCCUGAACAAGUCAGGGAAGAGCGAGAAAAACAUGAAAUUUCACAUUCUAGUUGAGGAGAAUGGUUUUAAACCAGCCACCUUUUUCAUUAAUACGCACAUCAGUCAGAAACAGUGGUUUGAAUGUGUUUGUGGAGGUGAUACAAAUGACAGACGAAGCAAGAAAAAGAAGCUGACUAAUGUGCAGUGUGUUGUCUGUGGCCUAUGGCAACAUGCACAGUGUCUGCACUAUGACCUCAACAACGCCUACCGGGGAUGCUAUAAGUGCCCACACUGCCAUGUAUCGUCAUCCCCAAUUCCGUCAGGUGCCACUCUGAUUAUCUCCCCUUUUUCCAUCUGCCACCAGUGGAAGGAGGAGAUCAAGAAACAUGUCCGACAAGAGACACUCCAUGUGUUUGUGUACACUGGAGUGAGCAAGCAAGGCUUCAUACAGCCGCAGACACUGGCUGAUUGUGAUGUAGUCAUCACCACAUAUGAAACACUCAGGAAGGAAAUUGAUUAUGUGGAUUUACCACACAGUAACAGCUCUGCUGGACGAAGGUUCCGGCAUAGGAAACGAUUCAUGGCCAUUCCAAGUCCAAUCAUAGCUGUGGAAUGGUGGAGAAUAUGUCUUGAUGAAGCACAGAUGGUCGAGUGCACAACAACUAAGACUGCAGAAAUGGCCUUACGUCUGAGUGGUGUUAAUCGUUGGUGUGUCACUGGUACUCCAAUACAGAAGAGUGUACAAGAUUUGUAUGGCCUGCUGCUGUUUCUUGGUAUGGACCCUUACUGGGUACAACUGUGGUGGAACAGGUUGCUGUACCAGCCAUUCAGCUAUGGCAUCACUCAGCCCAUGUAUGACACCCUGUCACAGGCACUGUGGCGCACAGCCAAAAGAGAUGUGUUAGAUCAGAUUCAGUUGCCCCCUCAGAGUCAGGCCGUACACUGGCUGACCUUCUCCCCGGUGGAAGAUCACUUCUAUCGCCGACAGUACCGUGACUGUGCCAAGGAGGCAGCUCAGAAAUUGUGCAAGUGGACCGACAGCAGUGUUAAACUGAGCAGCAUGGACAGACACACUAUGAGCCAGUUGAUGCAGCCCUUGCUGCGUCUUAGACAAGCAUGUUGUCAUCCACAAGCAGUGCGUGGGGAGUUCCUCCCAAUACAUAAAAAUACUAUGACCAUGGAGGAACUGUUGGAAUCCCUGACCAGGAAGGCUAAGCUAGAGAGUGAAGAGGCUCACAGACAAUUAAUUGCUGCCUUGAAUGGACUGGCAGCGUUAUGCAUCAUCAAGGAGGAGUACAGUGAAGCAGUGUUGAACUACCGCUGUGUGCUGCGGUCAGUGACAGAGCAUGAAGGUCGCCUGAAGACAGAUGACUUACAGCAGCUUCAUGCCCUCCACAACCUUCACGAGAUCCUUAUGAUAAAGCCAGCCAAUGUUCACCCUACACUCAGGGACCAUCAACUCCAUGAACAGGCCAAUGAUCUGCGUACUAAGUACAUGUUGAAGGCUGAAAACAAGGUGGCAACUGCCCAAGAGGCACUUGGGACAGCACAGUGCAGUGUGAAGGACACCAGUGAUGAGUAUGGACAUGAGGGAGAGUGGUGGGCUCAAAUGCUGGAAUUAAUGGUACAGCGGGAACUAGGUGGAGACUUGGUACUGAAAGUUAGAGAUGACAUUGAAGGUCAUGCAAACCCUGGUGUGGGAAUAUCAAUGGCCUCAAGUUUUCGCAACAUACAAGGAUUGGAGUAUUGCAUCUAUACUCAGCUCUCUGCCAUGAAAAGUGCAAGAGAAAAGUUGGUGAAAGCUGUGAAGAAAAUAAGAGGGAAGCCAACCAUGGAUGCUGUCAGUGAGACAGUGGGAUGCUGUUUGCGCCCAGCCAAAGAAACUCUUAGGAUAUGCCCUUUCUGUAAGACAGAUGAGCUGUUUAAUGCUUAUGAGGCAAAGAUUUUCUCCUUUAGGGAAAGGGGUAUUGUAAGCAUGAAUGAAGGUCAAGAAAUGGUGCAUCAAGUGAACACCAAGCGCCAGGGGACGUGGGCUGAUAGUGAUGUGGAAAAGACUCUAAAGAGCAUCCUUAACUUCUGCAGACACCAUGGUGUGCCACAUCAGAAGAAGAACUUGCUUGAUGCAGGAGCUACACACAUACGUCACUUGGAGGCACUGAAAAAGGAAUUCAAGCCUCUGAGAGCAGUAUGGCUUGCAGCCAGAGAACAGGUGUCAGCAGUAGAUGAACUUGACAUGGCGACAACCCGACUUCGUGUCCGCCUGCAGGAUGAACCUCAGUCAGAGAUCCCUCAGCCAAAUGUAAUAGAGAGAGGACAGGUGGCAGUGCACAGGAUGCGCCUGGUUGGAGACAAGGCUAAUGCAGAGGUGGAGCUGAGGAAGAAACUUGGACAACUGCUGUACCUAACCAAUUUGGCAAAGUCUCAGGAAGGGAAGGAUGGAAAUGGCUCCAACCCUGAUCCCUGCCCUAUAUGUCAGAAAGCCCUUGGGGUAGAAUGGAGUGUUCUGCUGUGUGGUCACUGCUACUGCCUGGACUGUAUACGGAUUAUGGUGGAACAAUACAGCUUUGGGGGGCGCAAUCGUUCACUGAAGUGUGCCCUGUGUCGCCAGGCAACACAUCAUUCCGACAUCUCAUAUGUCAGUACAAAGAAAUCAGCUGAGGAAGAAGAAGAAGAUACAAUAGUAAUAGGCAGCCACUCGACCAAGGUAAAGGCAGUUGUCAGUUGUAUCAAGAAAGUGUGCAAGGAAGACCCAAAAGCCAAAGCUCUUAUCUUCUCAAUGUGGCAUGAUGUGCUGGAUGUAAUAGCCAAGGGUUUACAGCAAAACAACUUAGCUUUCAGAUCCCUUCACAUCGCUGGAAAGUUUCAGCAAAACCUCAGAGGAUUUAAAGAAGAUGUGAAUAUAACUUGUCUGCUGAUACCCCUGCACUUGGGUUCAAAAGGGUUAAAUCUUAUAGAGGCUACUCAUGUUUUGCUGGUUGAACCUAUUCUCAAUCCAGCUGAGGAACUGCAGGCUAUUGGCAGAGUUCAUAGGAUAGGCCAGACAAAGCCCACACAUAUUCACAAGUUUCUGGUUCGUGGAACUAUUGAACAAAGAAUCAACAACAUGGUCAAGUCAAUGUCAACUUCCGAUUCAACUUAUGAUGGUGAAGAUCAUACGAUGACAAUUGGGGACUUAGCAGCACUUUUUGCUGAGGUAAACACAGAUGGAGUUACAGAGAAUCCACAAUUGUCUUUUAUGGAUGAAGGCAGCUUUCCAGGCACAAAUGAACCAAUACUAAGAACCAGCAAUGAGUUUGGAGGCCUGGUUUCAGUCACAGGCUCUAUGAUGAAUGACCCAUUUCCGUGCAGAAGCUCUAUGAUGAAUUACCCACUUCCUCACACAAGCUCUAUGAUGAAUGACCCACUUCUUGGCAAAAGCACUAUGAUGAAUGACCCACUUCCUGGCACAAGUUCUAUGAUGAAUGACCCACUUCCUGGUACAAGCUCUAUGAUGAAUGACCCACUUCCUCACACGAGCUCUAUGAUGAAUGACCCACUUCCUGGCAAAAGCACUAUGAUAAAUGACCAACUUCCUGACACAAGGUCUAUGAUGGAUGACCCACUUCCUGGCACAAGGUCUAUGAUGGAUGACCCACUUCCUGACACAAGGUCUAUGAUGGAUGACCCACUUCCUGGCACAAGCUCUAUGAUGGAUGACCCACUUCCUGGCACAAGCUCUAUGAUGGAUGACCCACUUCCUCCAACCCGAACAGAUGAUCCAGUUGCUUAAACCAAACAUGUAAUAGAUGACAUGCCUGGAUGCAGCACCAUGUUGGAUGACCCAGUUCCUGAAACAAACAUCAGAGUAGAUGAAACAACUUUCUGGAACAAGCAGUGUUGUAGACGACAAAGUUCCUAAACCAAUCACCAUAGUAGAUGACCCUGUUCCUGAAACAAGCACCACAGAACAGAUGACCCAGUUCCUGAAACAAAUCACCAUUCUAGAUGACCCUGUUCUUGAUACAAGCACUAUAGUAGAUGCCCAGUUCCUAAAAAACAAUCACCAUACUAGAUGCCCAAGUCCCUGAAACAAUCACCAUAGUAGAUGACCCCGUUCCUAAAACAAGCACCAUAAUAGAUGACUCCAUUCCUGAAACAAGCACCAUAGUAGAUGAUCCUGUUCCUGAUACAAGCACCAUAAUAGAAGCCCCAGUUCCUGAAACAAGCACCAUUGUAGCUGACCCUGUUCCUGAAACAAGCACCAUUGUAGAUGACCCUGCUCCUGAAACAAGCACCAUUGUAGCUGACCCUGUUCCUGAAACAAGCACCAUAGUAGAUGAUCCUGUUCCUGAUACAAGCACCAUAAUAGAAGCCCCAGUUCCUGAAACAAGCACCAUUGUAGCUGACCCUGUUCCUGAAACAAGCACCAUUGUAGAUGACCCUGCUCCUGAAACAAGCACCAUUGUAGAUGACCCUGUUCCUGAAACAAACACCAUAGUAGAUGACCCUGUUCCUGAUACAAGCAACAUAAUAGAAGCCCCAGUUCCUGAAACAAGCACCAUAAUAGAUGCCCUGGUUACUGAAACACGCACUAUUGUAGAUGACCCCUUUCCUGAAACAAGUACCAUACGAGAUGACCCCGCUCCCGAAACAAUCACCAUAUUAGAUGCCUCAGAUCCUGAAACAAUUACCAUUGUAGAUGACCCUGUUCAUGAUACAAGCACUAUGAUAGAUGCCCCAGUUCCUGAAACAGGCAUCAUACGAGAUGACCCCGCUCCCGAAACAAUCACCAUAUUAGAUGCCCCAGAUCCUGAAACAAUUACCAUUGUAGAUGACCCUGUUCAUGAUACAAGCACCAUAAUAUAUGACCCAGUUCCCGAAACAGGCAUCAUAAUAGAUGACCCUGUUCCUAAAACAAGCACCACAGCAGAUGACCCUGUUCCUGAAACAAGUACCAUAAUAGAUGCCCCAGUUCCUGAAACAAGCAUCGUAAUAGAUGCCCCAGUUACAAAAAACAAUCACCAUUGUUGCUGACCCUGUUCCUGAAACAAGCACCAUUGUAGAUGCCCCAGUUCCUAAAAAAACAAGCACCAUUGUAGAUGCCCCAGUUCCUAAAAAAACAAGCACCAUUGUAGAUGACCCUGUUCCUGAAACAAGCACCAUAGUAGAUGGCCUCGUUCCUGAAACAAUCAUCAUAGUAGAUGACCCUGUUCCUGAAACAAUCAUCAUAGUAGAUGAUCCCAUUCCUGAAACAAGCACCAUAGGAGAUGCCCCAGUUCCUGCAAAAAGCACCAUAAUAGAUGCCCCUGUUCCUGAAACACCAACUAUGCUUCAGUUCCUGAAAUAAUCACCGAAGUUGAGGUUCCUGAAGCAAACAGUGUGGUGGAUGACCACAUGCUGGAUGCUGUCCAGACUCCAGACGUGCAACCAUUGUGAACCAUUAUCAAACUGAAAAUCAGGGAUAAAUAACUGUUACUAUGAGAUUCUUCUGACAUUCAAUGGAAUGGUUGGAGAUAUUGUUUUGUUUCCAUAUGUACUGAUCAUUUGUGGGGUUUUUUGUCACAAGUUGUUUUCCAUCCUUAGAAAGAUAUUAGGCUUUUGUUGUAAAUAAUUAUAUGUAAGUAUAUAAAUGCUAGCAGCUGAUCAGAUGUUCCAUUGAUACUAAAUUGUUGAAUUGGCACAAAUUGAUAAUUAAAAUGUGAUGAAAUAAAAUUUUGUUUGCCA